UGAACAUCAAAUUUCACGUGCUGCUGACUUCCUGUAGAUUAAAGCCACAGACAUGCUCAAUAAUAACAUCCGCUCCUCUAUUUACUACGAUAGUAAGCAUGGCUUGAUACUGUUUUCUCUGCUCCUUUAAAAGGCUGAAUUAUGCUUCUCUGUGCCCGAAUUCUCAACCUAAAGCCUAUUGGCGGGACUCACAUCAGGGCUGUCUUUUUCGUAACACAUUCGCAAAAAACCAAAACAGUUAGUGGUUUAGGAGAUGUGUGUUUUGUUAAGAGUCCUGAAGACAGGUGUGAGACGACCAACAGAGGACAUCUUACGCUUUUAAAUUGGAGAAACACGAAGUUUAUAGAAGAAAGUUUCUACAAUGAAUUUUAUGCUGAUGGCAUUAAAAAGAGUAAUAAGAGAAAGAAAAAGCCAGCAUCAGGAUUUUAUUUAAGCAACAAAACUGAGAGUUUGCCUCUAUCUGAAUUAAAAUCCAACUACAGUCUUUCAGUGUAUGUGGAGCCUUUCAACAAUAGCUUAAUUGAUAUAUCCAACUUUAGCCAAUAUUCCUCAAAUGUAUUUAUUCCCAAAGACUAUAAAUGUAUAUUUCCUUCGCAGCUUUCAUCGGCUGAACAAAUGGUGUCGCCGACUAAAAAUAAUUUUGUGCAAUCAUUGCCUAGCUCUAAAACUUCUUACCUAAUGAUGGCUUUUCCAUUUUCUAACACACCGAAACAAACUAUGGCAUUGAAUAAAGGAAGUUGUCUCUGUCCUUUAAAGCCAGCAAUUGAUAAUGCAGUAGUUAACUCUUCAGUUGACCUCUUCACCAGAAGUCCAAGCAAUGCAAAUAAGACACCCCCCAAAAAACAAAAUACUGGUGGACCAUCUGAGGAACAGUUGAUUUUAAUGAAAGAAAAAUUAAUAACAAUUGUACCACAAUUUUUCAAGAAACCACAUGAUUAUCGAAUCUAUCAUCCAGAUGUGGUAUUUGUCAAUAACUUCUGGGGAAGGAAAAUCACCCGCAAAGGAAUUCGUGCCUACAUGUUGGAGUUGGUAAAAGUGAGAAUGCUGUCACAUAUGAAAUAUGCCCACCUUCAAAUGAGCAUCCUCAACAUUUCAAUCAAACCUGAGACUGCUUCUAUUCGUCUGCAUUGGCGGGUCAGUGGCCUACCACAGCUGAAAACAUUACAGAUUUGGAAUUUUAUGCCAUGGACCUAUCGCAGCUCAUUAAAAUCAGAAUCCCAGUUUUUUGAAGGCAUAUCCACUCUGUUCCUUAAUUCGGAUGGUUUCAUUUACAAGCAUGUUGUUGAUCGGAUAAUUUCAGAUGAAGAACUUCUUUCUGAGAAAAACCCAGAUUUAGCUCUGAAGCUUGGGCUCCUGUUUGGUUUGCUACCACGUACAGGAUUUCUACAAUGUGGAAUUUCGGUGCUGAGAAAAUAAUUUAGAUGAUAAAAAAAAUUUCAGAGGCAUAAAUAGCUCAGCUUUAUGAUGCCAUAUCUACAAUUAAAUAUGUUAAAGCUAUUUUGAAUUGUACAGUAUAACAGUUGUUUAAGUUUCUUAUUAAUAAAGACUAAUUUAUUCCUUG
Molecule: messenger RNA, 1561 nt
Organism: Octopus bimaculoides (California two-spot octopus)
Lineage: Eukaryota; Metazoa; Mollusca; Cephalopoda; Octopoda; Octopodidae
Source: RefSeq, a predicted model, not a curated record